Molecule: messenger RNA, 1749 nt
Organism: Canariomyces notabilis
Lineage: Eukaryota; Fungi; Ascomycota; Sordariomycetes; Sordariales; Chaetomiaceae
Exons: 3
Coding region: 222-1424 (400 amino acids)
Source: RefSeq, a predicted model, not a curated record
CGUAGUUAUUGGCCUCACGAAGUCGACAAGCGGACGAGCCAACAGGGGUUGCACUGGGCUGUUGCCGAGCGUCCCACAGGUGAAGCUGCCAAACCUAGAAUUUAGGCAGGCACACCGGAAUUGAAUCCCACAGUCAUGCCAGUCCCAAAAGGCACAGUUUUCUCAACUCUUUCGGUCUUUUCACCUCUUUCUCCAAUUCUGACCCGGCAAUUCAUUACAAUAUGGCCUCCGACAGUGAACUCAGUGAAGAGGAACUUGACGUCUCCCACGGCGACCGGGUAAGGUACCACUGCUACACCUCCAAGCAUGAACGGUACCAGUUUGAUUUCACCGACGAGGAGCGAGGGGAGACGAUGCGUGCGAUGCAAGAUAAUGCCACGCUCUUACGUUCACUUUACGACCGUGGCGUGCCAUUCUUUUCCAAGCAAAUAUUUCGGGACCUCGUUUCCCAACUCGAUCAUGGCCGGGCCAAUCCUCGCCCAGCUACAGGUGCGGAGGCCCAUGUGAUCCGGAUCCCAACAGUCGAUGGGUCGUUUGUUGAGUGCGAGCUGGAGGCUGGGCGCGUUGUCCGACUGGGAGUCCCAGGCGACCCUCAAUCUCCAGAUCAAGAAAUUGUUAUGCGGGAUCCGCAUCUCGACUAUCGGACGUUUCAGCGUCUAUCCCUCGUGGACGACCCUUCCUGGUUCUCUCCGUACCUGGCUCGCUGCCCGUGUCGUCUCAUUUACCCCUUGGAUGUUCGCCAAAUCUCGACGGGGGAGAUAAUCAACCCAUGGGAUAAGGAACCCGCAGAGGACGUUCAGAUCGUUUUUGAUAAAGCAGUCAGAGCAUGGGAAGAUAGUGACGAAUGCCGACGUUUGCGCUCCGCGUUCGAGAACGCACCUCUGCCAACCAUCAAUAACAUCGUGGCCUUUGCCUGCUCGUCCAUGCUCGGCAAAGAUGACCGGUCAAGAGCGGCUACCCAACAUGCCCUGAUUCUCACCAUGAGGGACAUCAUCGCGAAGCGCCAACCAGGGGCCCAAAGCCAGACCCAGAUCAAAUGCUUUGCCCAAGACCCGUUUUACGCGAAAGCGGACGUGGAAGUCCUCGGCAGAUCCGGCAUUACAAUUCUAGAGGACCCGCGGGCUUUCUUGAAAGUUGACGAUCAAAGCCUCGUCAUUUCCUUCCACCCAAACAUCCCCGUUAGGCAAAUCAUCACCGACAUUGCUCGUCCUGCCGUCAUGAUCUGGAAUCGUGUCGAGUCCGAAGCCGAACUUGAUGCUUCAUGGCAGGCGACAGGGGAAGUUUAUAACCCAGCUUUCAUGACUGACCCCGAGUCUUCCCGCGUUCGCGAUAUGGUUCGUGAUCACUACCUUAAGCGGCCCAUAGCCAUUGGGCCGGAGGAGAUGUUCGGAUCUGGAGCAGCUGUGUAUAUCCGGCGGGACUAGCGAAGCAGCGUAGCGAGUUCUAUUCGCAGUAUCCAUUACUGGCCUAGCCAUCUUGUGUCUGCGUUGACAGUAUACAUUCGGUACUGCGUCCCCCGCUCGUUUGCCUUCCACAGGUGCUUGCACUUAAGCCACCAGAACAGAGCAGUCACAAAGGCUAUUGCUGGGACCAAUCCACCAACUACAGCUGCGCCGGUCCAGUAAUGAAUCACAUAAAAAUGCUCGAGGUAGUAUCCGGGGUCCUUGAAAUCGAGAUAACCUCCCCAGAGUGGCAUGCCCAAUGCGCUGCUCCUACAAUAACAGUUGUUCGCCAGGCCAGUGAGCUAGA